This is a messenger RNA of Cygnus atratus (black swan), 5564 nucleotides long. It is a transcript of the gene PHETA2, whose product is annotated as PH domain containing endocytic trafficking adaptor 2. The record is from RefSeq and is a predicted model, not a curated record. The coding region runs from base 612 to 1388 and encodes 258 amino acids. The transcript has 2 exons. Gene Ontology annotation, cellular component: trans-Golgi network; early endosome; recycling endosome. Lineage: Eukaryota; Metazoa; Chordata; Aves; Anseriformes; Anatidae. Gene Ontology annotation, biological process: retrograde transport, endosome to Golgi; endosome organization; receptor recycling.
GCCUCCCGCACGGCUCGGCCCGGCCCGGCUCUCCCCGCCCCGAGCACAGCGCGGGGGGACCGCCCCGGCACCCUGCCGCCGAGCCGGGAGCCGAGCCGGGAGGGCCCGAGGGAUGGGGCUCGGCGUGGUGGAGCUUCAGAGGCGCUCAUCGGGGAAGCGAACGCCCGGAGGAAGACGACAAGGAGCUGCAGUCUGACCCACGCGGCCAGCAUGGCUUAACCGGACGGAGUGGGGGCAGGCUGGGCGAUGGCGACGCUGGGGGAAGGCCGGUGGGGCCGCCUCGUCCUCAGCAUAGACAUGGGUGCUCAAACGGAGGUCCCAGAGAUCUUGGGUCUGAAAUCGCCCUCUUUAUCCUGUCCUACAACAGAGGAGAGAGCAACAUGAGUGCCUCACAUGGGCACAUUUCUUCAGUUUGCUCCAUAAAAAACCUGCAAAGUAGGUCAGUGGCGGAGUAAGAAACAAAGCAGCAGCACUGACAUCUCUGGAGGAGGCAGGUGGGGCUCUGGUGACUGUCCCCGCAGUUGCCGGUCCUGCUGGGUUAGCUGCCACCGCACCGCGCUGAGCCGGCCUCUUCCCCCUCUGCUCCCCCGUUCCGGGGCGGCCGCGGGGCGAUGAAGCUGAACGAGCGGAGCGUGGCCCACUACGCCACCUGCGACUCGCCCACCGACCACGCCGGCUUCCUGCGCAAGCGCGUGGAGCGCCACCACCACCAUGCCCACCACGGCACCUCCUACCAGCGCCGCUGGUUCGUCCUCAAGGGCAACCUCCUCUUCUACUUCGAGGAGCGGGACAGCCGGGAGCCCGUGGGGCUGGUGGUGCUGGAGGGCUGCACCGUGGAGCUCUGCGAGGCCGCCGAGGAGUUCGCCUUCGCCAUCCGCUUCGACGACGCCGGCGCCAAGGCCUACGUGCUGGUGGCCGACGGGCAGGCUGCCAUGGAGGCAUGGGUGAAGGCGCUGUCGCGGGCCAGCUUCGACUACAUGCGGCUGGUGGUGCGGGAGCUGGAGAAGCAGCUGGAGGAGGCCUGCACGAGCUUGGCCGCUUGUCGCAAGUCUCCGCGGAGGUCCUCGGGCAGGAAGCGGCACCUCUCCAACCCCGCCUUGCUGCCCGUCCAGGAGAAGCCUGCCGUCCUGGAGAACGGGUACUCCACGUGGGGCAGCGGCCCUGACCGCGACGGGGGGCACUUGAAGCCCCCGCCUCUGCCUCCGCGCCGGCGCUCGGCUGCCGGCAGCACCGCGGGGUCCCCAGCAGCCGGCCUCUCGCCCUCCUUGCAGGAGAGCCCGGUGUCGCCGGAGACGGCCUGCUUCGCCAAGCUGCACCACUGGUACGGGCAGGAGAUCGCGGCGCUGAGACGGGAGUGGCAGGAGAGGCAGAAGAGGGGACACCCGUGACCUGGGAAUGUGGAAUGCAACGUGCCGGCUGGUUUCUGGCAGAGCAGAGCAAGGGAUGCUGCCUGCCCCCUUCCCUCACCGGCAACCGGUGUGUGGCACGUGGCUGCCUGCGUGCUGCCUGGCCAUCCGGGAGGGAUGUGUGUCUUCCCCAGGCCUCGCCUGGCGUUUCCUCCGUAGCAGCGAGCCUCAUGCUCUUUCCACUGAAACAGGCGGGCUCAGUGCCUUGCCAUCCUGGUGUGGCAGAUGCAGCGUUUUGUUUUCCACCUCUCCUUCGCCAGUUGCUUUGGUUUUGUUUCUCAGCGUGGAGAUUUGCACAGGUCACCAGUUAUUAUUGUCUGUGGUAUUGAAGCCCACUGAAACCCAUCUGCCUUCGCUUUUUGGCUGCAGAUAAGACUGGACUCUUACAAAAUGCCUCCGAUGGGCCGCUUUGUGCCUCCUUGGUCACGCGCAGGCCUUACGAGGACGCGUCUGAGAUGCCAUGGCUUCGGCUGGCCCAGGAGCCAUGGCUCACCUCGACGGGUGCUCGCUUUGGCCUGGCGGAGCGGCUGGCACGAGCUGCAUUUCCUGGGGCUUCUGGCUGUGCGGCAGCGUCAGGCCUGGGCAGGUGGGACCCCAUGGUGGGAUUGUGAGUGGUCACAGAGCUUCCUCUGACCCUGAUGAGCAGCUUCCCCAGCAGGGUGGGGAGUGGGCCUGUGUACCAAGCCACAGCAGAGCUGUAUUCACAAACAUCGUUGUUGUUUUUUUAAGUUUUCAUCUGCCCCAGCAGCUCCUCCCUUCUAUGUCCCUCAGGGUGCCCUCUGGUGUGUGUUUCACAAGCUUGUAUCUGCUUCCUGGGGCACCCAAUCUCGUCAUCGAGGCUUAUGGGGACAGCAGAAGGAAACAUGGAGCUUGAUCUGAAGCUUGAUCUGAAGCAACAGAGAGGAUCAGGAGCUCAUUGUGUCCGAGUUGGGCUCUGACUACCUAGUGGUAGUCAAGCCUAUUUGUUUCUCUGGGUCAAGUCUUCCCUGUUACAAAACAGGAAUGCUACAGGCUGUUUGUCUUCCCCAGGGGUGAAUUUAUCAGCCUCUGCACCGACUGUAGAAAGUGCCAUAUAGGGCUCUGCUUGCUAGUCAGAUGCUGGAGACAGAGUCCAGAGCUACGCUUGUGCAAGGCCUUUUUUGAUGUUGUGCCUCUGCCAGGUGCUCCGGGGAGCUGGGCAGAGCCAUGUAGCUGGAGAAUAGGAAGGACAUCAGCAGGCUCUGGAGGAGUGGGGUCAAGGACAGGGGCUGGCUGCAGGAGGCCCAGAGGUGCAGGAGUGAGUUACCAGUCACUCCCUGGCCCUGUGUGUCAGCAGCGUUUGGACAUGCCUUGCUAGUGUAAAAGCCAUAUCCUACCAAAGCCAGACCCUGACCUACUGGGGCUUCCCUCCAGUUUUGUGUCAGCUUCACAGGGCUGAUCGCAGGAGCACGUCCCAUGUCAUUAUCCACUAGGUCAGAAGCCUUAACCAAAAGGCAGACAGUACAAGUACAUGGUGCUGAGUCUAGCAGUCCAAGGACUAGGACACCCUGGAGAGGGUGUUUAUAAAUCUCCUCACUUGUCCUCUUGGCAAGGGCUGUUUUUCAAAGGAGAAGAAUAUAUGAAACUAUCUUGCCUUUCCCAUGUUCUCUGAAAGUGUUAAACCUGUUUUUAUUGCCCUGUUCCACAGCAGUCUUGCUAGGAAAACAGCGUGUUAGUCUGUUACAACUGGUGGGUACCCAUUCACCUUUCUGGAGCUGAAUGCACUCAGCCUAAUACUUUGCAGUAGCCAGUAGAGAUUGUCAGAGGCAGAAAUCAAAUGGCUUACGUUAACUUUCAGUGCCUUUGAAAAUGUGUCUUUGGUAGUUUUGGAUGACAAGCUUCCUGCCUCCUGCCUAGUUAUGGUGUGCCGGGGUGUUAGCGUAAAUGAGAUCUUAGAUCUGGCUUUGGACAGUGGGAGUGUGACCUUCACAUACGAAUGGUGCAAUCCAACCCCCUCUAGUUCACGUCUGUAUUUCUUCAUAGUAGAGAACUUCAAGGUUGGUAGGAAUUUGUUGUUGUUGUUUUACUUAUUAAGUGAAAACAGUAAGGAGAAAGGAGGAGCAGGAGGGCCAGGAGUAGGUCUGUGUCCAUCAGGAAUGUUUGUGACUCCUGAAUCCUGUGUGUGUGGCAGCAGCAUCAGAGGCUGGCAUUACCUGGUGCCUCUGCUUUCUGAGCGGGGGUAUUUUGGGGCCAGGAUCAGAUUUGGUGAGCGCUCUCUUUCCCCCUCUCUCUCUCUUCCUAUCCCCCCCCAAUACAGAGAGAAUAUUCGUGAUGUCUCAGACUUACGUAAGGAAGUUUGACGGUAAAGAUUUAACUUCCAAAAUAAAUCAAAAUGUGAUGGGUGUUCCUACAUGAGACCCAAGAAUCAGGAGUGACUUAAAAGAGAAAAUAAAUUAACAAAGCCUGUCCUGUCAGAAUUGGACCUGAAACAGUAUCAUUCAUUUAAGAGCAAUUUCACUUUUAAGAAGCUUAGUUUGUUUAAAUAAGCUAGGAUUGUGCUGGUAACGCUACUAAAGAGCUUAUAUUUAAUGCUUUAAUAUGUCCCAUUCAAAUCACACAAUUUCCACGCUACCUGGCUUUGCAUUAGUACAUACUCCAACUAAAUCCUAAAUCCCGCAAAUGAGGAACUGUGCUCUCCUUUAUGUCCAACUGCAUUUUAAGUAAUUUUAUGGGGUUUUCUACAGCACUGAGAAGAAAAUGGCAGAAUCUUGCAAAAUAUUUGUGCUUGGCCCAACAGUCUAUGCAUGGGCAUUGGUUAGGACUUGAAAGUGCUGUGUGACUUUUGAUGCAUAUGGUCAGGGCUUCCUUUCAAUCCCUGUCCAGCCCAUUACAUAGCAGGGCCUGCCCUUUCAUGACUAAAAAAGAGCCAUAAUCGGAGCCAUCCUCAAAUUUGCAUGCGUCUGCAGAUUUUUUGGCUGCCCACCGCCACUCGCUUCAUUAGGCAGGAAACACCUAGGCGCUCUGAGACAUCAAACCAGCUCAUCUGCGGGUCAGCUGUGCUGGCUGUGCCUUUGAAGCAGCCCCCAGGCAGAAGGUCGGGAUUUCUGCUUCCUGAGAUUGCACACUUACCUGGCUAAUGGACCGUGCGCGCUCUGUAUCUGCAGGCAGAGAUCAUUACAGGAAAAGGAGCGAGUUUUCGCUGCUCGCUAGCGCAUUGUCCCCUGCAGCAAAAUGAGACUGAUUGCCACGCGCUGUUUUUCUCCAGUCUUUCAGGUCUGGGCUGCUUCACUUUCCACCUUCUUUCCUUAUUAUUUUUUAAAAAUAGAAAGUGUCUGACCAGCACAAAACAGGAUCCUUAGCAAAGGGGGACUGAAUGUUUUAAAGCUAAAUGGCUACUUUUCUUAAAGUACCGAAGGCAACAUUUAAGAAUUUUCCUUGGAAUAAUAAUGCAAAAGUGAUGAGAGAAAAAUGCAUGUAUCUGAAUGCUUGAAUUUAAAAGAAUUUGAAGACUGAAGGAAGUGAGGGAAAUUGUGACAGCUUUUGUAAGCUUUGCCAGGAAGGGAACCCAAACCUGUUAAAACAGUUGAUGAAAUCCUUAUACUUUUCUGUGGAUGGGAUUCCACAUUCAGGCCUGUAAUACAUUGUUUUAUUUACGCACAUUUGUCUUUUUAUGAAACGUCUGUUGUGAUGUUUUCCACUUGAUCUGAAUCCACGUCCUAGCGAUGAGUAACCUGAAGCGUCUACCACUGGCCGCCGCUUGCCAUUUGGGACAUUCGUGACUAAGAACGGACAAAUGCUUUCCAUUACAAGUUACCGCAUUCAUAGUUUAGGGCUUGGUCAGCCCCUGAGCUCAGCCCUCACUGCCUUCACGGAGAAACUUGAGAAAUAAACCCCACUGAAACAUGCUGGGAUCUGCGCGAAGCUCCAGUUUCAGUGGCAACUUUGCACCCAGCGUACUUCAGGACCUGCACAAGUAACGACACUACAAGCAAUUUGUGGAAACACUCCUGUCUUUUGAAGUGCUUAUAUUCCGAGUAUAUAACGUGUUCUUUUUCGGAGGCGAGUUUGCAUGCGCCUUUUUUAUUUUUAUUUUUUUUUUAUUUUUACAUGCAGAACUUGUGUGUAUUAUGCAUUUCAACACUGUAACCACUUGUAUUUUACGCCGGCCAGCUGAAUAAACCACUUCGCGUUUGUUUGUAA